Messenger RNA from Neoarthrinium moseri, 1041 nucleotides. RefSeq lists its product as uncharacterized. The transcript has 3 exons. Bases 1 to 1041 code for a protein of 346 amino acids. The record is from RefSeq and is a predicted model, not a curated record. Gene Ontology annotation, molecular function: oxidoreductase activity, acting on single donors with incorporation of molecular oxygen, incorporation of two atoms of oxygen; ferric iron binding. NCBI's taxonomy places the organism in Eukaryota, Fungi, Ascomycota, Sordariomycetes, Amphisphaeriales, Apiosporaceae.
AUGGUCAAGUUCACCUCCUUCAUUGCUGCUGCUGGACUAGCUAGCUCUACCGUCGCUCACCCGACGGCAGGCGGCCACAACGUCGAGGCACUGGCACGCCGCUCCUUUCUCUCCCACCUGGACACCCGCAGCCUCGGCAGCUGUACCGAGAAGAUGAAGAAGCGCGGCGUGUCUAGAUCGGUCCACGCCCGCCGAUCUGCCAUGUACGAGAGCCUACGCCUAGAUGCAAAAAGGAGAAAGCGUGAUGCAGCCACCGUUCUCGCCACCUCUCACUUGUAUAACGGCUCAGACAUAACGCCCUCUUCUACGACGGAAGAGGUCUUCGCUGGUACUAGCACCUGUGUUCUCGCUCCCGAGGUCACCGAAGGCCCGUACCUGGUCACCGGCGAGUACAUCCGCACGAACCUGACCGAAGAUCAGGUUGGCGUGCCCCUCUAUAUGGAUAUUCAAGUCAUCGAUAGCUCUACUUGUGAGCCCAUGACAGAUGUUGCUAUCGACUAUUGGCAUGCCAAUGCGACCGGUGUGUACUCGGGAGUCAUUGCUCCGGCUAACGGCAAUGGGGAGUCGGACCCUGACAACAUCAAUACCACUUUCCUGCGUGGCGUCCAGAUUACGGAUAACGUCGGCGCUGUCCAGUUCCAGUCUAUCGUCCCUGGUCACUAUACUGGCCGCACCAACCACAUCCACAUUAUUGCCCACACCGACUACACUAUCCUCUCAAAUGGAACCAUAACCAACGGCACCGAAGCUGCUCACGUUGGCCAGUUCUUCCUCGAUCAAGACCUGCUCAACCAGGUUGAAGCCACAUACCCGUACACUACCAACACCCAGGACUGGUCCACCAAUGCCCAGGAUGGGCUGAUCAUGGAGGAGACUGCCGUCGAUGGCAUCGACCCCAUUGCUGAGUACAUCAUGAUCGGUGAUGACAUCAGUGAUGGUGUCUUCUCCUGGAUCUCCGUCGCAAUCAACUCCACCCUCAACUACGAAGUUGGAGCCGCAUCGUAUAUCGAAGCUGAUGGUGGGCAUCAAUACAGCAAUUAG